CCAUAGAGCUUAUUUAGGUUAUCGUUUUCUAGACUUAGCCGUGAACGGUUUAUAUAAAAAAGUACCUGUCUGUCGGUAGAGUGCGUGCAGAAGUUCUAGGAAGAUCGUUUUUUUGUUCUACUAGGAAGUUCUACGAAAAGUUGUGUUUUUGUGACAGUUAACGUUUUUAUUCUCCGUUUAACUUCUAAAAUAAAAAAAGAAUGAAGAAUUUAAUUUAUGCCAUCACGAUAAUUAUUGCUGUGAUAUUUUUGGCGGCUAAGGAUGUUGCAACACAACGCACUGCCCUCGACGAAGAACUCAUAGGAAUUUAUAGACGAUCAAAGGGCUAUAUUAUGAAUAUAUCUGUUCGUUCUGGUCAUAAGAAUGAAAAUAACGAUAACGAAGAAAAUAAAGUUGGGAAAGGACAAGUGUACUUAAGAAAUGAACAACCUUCUUACUUCUGUGAUCCAAAUGAUAAACCACCCAGAAGAAGUGACAACCCACCGACUUCCAUACAUCGUUUGCGACCUGGCGAUAUCGAUAUUAUAUGCGCCAUGGGAGAUUCUCUAACUGCUGGCAAUGGAAUAUUUGCAACAAAUCUUCUUCAGAUAUUUGUUGAGAAUCGAGGAGCGUCUUGGUCGAUUGGAGGUCAAGGAAACUGGACACAAUAUUUGACUAUUCCAAAUAUUCUUAAAGAAUUCAAUCCAAAUUUAUAUGGAUAUUCAUUGAGUGAUGGAUCGUCUACCAAUCGUUUGUCAAAAUUUAAUGUUGCUGAAUUAGGAGCAAUGUCAAGGGAUAUGCCAUACGAAGCAAAAAUAUUAGUUAAACGUUUAACAGCUGACAAAAUGGUCAAUUUGAAUAAACAUUGGAAACUAUUAACAAUUUUAAUUGGAAACAACGACUUCUGUUCGGACAUGUGUUUUUAUUCUAAUCCAAAAACAGUUCUUAAAUUACACGAACAAAAUAUGAUAAAGACAUUACGGUUCCUCAGAGAUAAUGUUCCAAGACUUAUGGUGAAUAUUGUGCCGGCACCAAAUUUGAGGUUACUCACGAGAAUGAUCAAUUUGCCAGAUAAAUGCCAAACAACUUUAAGAUUUGAAUGUCCAUGCUUGAUGGGCAAAGACUCGCAUACGUUAGAUUAUUACGAAUCCAUAAUAUUGAAAUGGGUUGAAUUGGAUUCGAGAGUUGCAAAUCGAGAAGAAUUCAAUACUGAGACUUUCACGGUUAACUUUCAACCAUUCACACAAUUCGGAGAUUUACCAACUAGAUUAAAUGGUGACACAGAUUACCGAAUUUUAUCGGUGGAUUGUUUCCAUUUGAGUCAAAGAGGACACGCUGCUGCUGCAAAUGCAUUGUGGAAUAAUAUGCUAGAGCCACACAAUUGUAAAACAAGUUUGUUAAUGGAUCCAUUUGAUAGAAUUGCAUGCCCCACAUUUGAAAGACCUUAUCUUGCAACAAGGAGUAACACUGAAUGGAGUACUUCGUCAGAAACAUAAAAAUGCAUACUUAAUUGUUUUUAUUUUUAUGUAAUUCUUUAAGACUAUUUUAAGAGCUGUGAUCAUGUAGAAUUUUAAAUUAUAUUUAAACUUAAAGGCUGGUGUUGUGAAAGUAUGGGUUAAAUUAUUUAUGUUUUAUAAAAAAGGGAUACUUUUUACUUCGUUAUUUAUUCUUUUAACUUCAAAUUUGUGUUAUAAAAUUAAAUAGAAAUUCAAGUU
Molecule: messenger RNA, 1694 nt
Organism: Eupeodes corollae
Lineage: Eukaryota; Metazoa; Arthropoda; Insecta; Diptera; Syrphidae
Product: phospholipase B1, membrane-associated
Exons: 6
Coding region: 201-1475 (424 amino acids)
Biological process (GO): phospholipid metabolic process
Molecular function (GO): glycerophospholipase activity
Source: RefSeq, a predicted model, not a curated record